AUGACAAAACCAUGUCAUCGAAACGUUGCUUAGCAAUAAAUUAAAAAAUGACAUAAAACUUGUGUUAUUUAAAAUACCUUCCGUGGAUCAAAAUUUUCACAUUCUAAUAUAUAAUUGGGAAGGAAAAUUAUCAUUAUAAUUUAAUAAGAAAAUUACAUUAGAUCUUGGAUUAAGACGAGAAAUAACAUGGAACUUUUGCGUUGCCGACGUUCCCAGACCUAUAAUUGGCGCGGAUUUGAUAUCACAAUUUGGUUUAAUCGUUGAUUUGAAAGAACAUAAAAUAAUAGAUCCUUUGACUAGAUUGAGCUGCAGAGGAGACGUUGCUUUUUCCAAAAUAAAUAACAAGUUUGAUCGAUAAAAACGCAAAAUACAGCGAUAUUCUACACGAAUACCUGUCAUUGUUUAACACUGGCACCCCUACCAUUGGUAUCGGGGCCGUUUUAGAACAAUAUAUAAAUCGACAUUGGAGACCACUCGCGUAUUUUUCGAGAACAUUAACCGACUCCCAACGUAAAUAUAGCACUUACGACCGUGAGUUACUCGCAAUUUUUCAAGCUAUCAAACAUUUUAAAUACUUUUUAAAACCACACACAUUUAAAAUAUUAACCGACCACAAACCACUGACAUUUAUGUUCACACAAAAAUCAGACAAAAUCUCAGACCGUACACAAAGACAGAUCGCGAUUAUUUCACAAUUUACCACAUGGAUAGAACAUAUCCCAGGGGAACUAAAUACAACCGCUGACGCACUAUCACGCAUCGAAACAAUUAAUCUACCAACUGAAUUCGAUUUACAAGAUUUAGCAAAAGCGCAAGAAAAUGACGAUGACGUCAUGAAACUAAAAAAUUCACCCACAUCGGGAUUGGAAAUUCGCGAUAUUACUUUCGGAAACGAGAAAAUUAAAAUAACGUGUGACGUGUCUAAUAAUGUGGUCCGUUAUAUUUUGCCAAUGACUUUUCGCAAACGCGUAUUUGAAAUUUUUCACUCUCAAGCUCAUCCGGGCGCGAAAGCUUUGUAUCGAACGCUUAGAAAAAGAUUCGUGUGGCCAUAUAUGCAACGUGACAUUACUAGGUGGUCAAAGGGCUGCAUAGACUGUCAAUCGUCAUAAAUUACAAGACACACGAUAACUAACCCAAAUCAUUUCGUUCCACCCACAGCAAGAUUUGCUCAUAUACACAUGGAUUUGAUCGGUCCAUUGGGUCUAAGCGAUGGUUUCUUGUAUUGUCUCACAAUAAUAGACAGAUACACGAGGUGGCCCGAGGUAAUUCCUAUAAAGGACAAAUCGAGCGAAUCCGUGUGUCGAGCAUUCUACGAUAACUGGGUCACUAGGUUCGGAGUACCGGAAACAGUCACAACGGAUCAGGGAAAAGAAUUCGAGUAGCGUAUGACACAAAAUUUAAUGAAUUUUAUUGGAUCCCAUAGAGUUCGGACCACCUCAUAACAUCCCGCAUCCAACGGUAUGGUGGAAAGGUGGCACCGAACUCUAAAAGCGGCGAUAAUGUGCCAUGCAGGCGAAAAUUGGACUCGAGCAUUAUCCUCAGUGUUGUUAGGACUUAGGACGAGUGUUUUAAAAUGUGGUUACUCACCCGCAGAGUAUACAUUCGGCACAACAUUACGUAUUCCCGGGGAGUUUACGUUACCCCGUGAAAACGAUCAAGACCGAAAUACUUUUGUAACAGAAUUCAAGAACUACAUUAAUCGCAUAAAACCUAUUCCCGUGACUCACAACCAUAAUCGUCGUGUUUUUAUCCAUAAAGAACUCGAGAAUAGUACCCACGUUUUCCUAAAAGCCCCACCUAUUCGAAAAUCACUAGAGAGACCAUACUCUGGCCCUCAUCGUGUAACUCAGCGAAUUUCGGAUCGAGUAUACGAGAUAGAAGUAAAUGGAAAUAAAAAAAGAGUUUCGAUAGAAAAUAUAAAACCUGCUUUCUUUUUACCGGAAGAACAAAUUACAACGACAAAUACUUCCGAAAAUGCACAUAGUUCGCACGUAGAUAAUAAACAAAACGUUAUCGAACAAAAUAAAAAAACCGAAAACUAUGUACAAAAUGAUAAAGAAACGGAAAAUUUGAUCAGCGAUAAAGAUUCGAAUAAAAACGAUAUCGUAAUACAUCGGAAAAACACGAAAAACAAUCCGGAAAUAAUUAUACCGGUCGCGAUAGAUUUGGAACACGAAUUAGAACGACACGAAACGCGCAAACAUGUUAGAUUCGUACCAUCCAUUCUCCGCAGAAAUAAACGUGAAGAAAAACCGAUUGUAGAAACAAAUAAUAAAAAAAUAAUAGUAUCGGACGCGAUACCGAAUCGAAGCGACAAGGAUAUCCAAAAACGACAAAAAUUCGUUCCUUCUAUUCUCCGUAGAGGUUUAAAAACAAAAUAAACAUGGAGAGAUAGAAAUAAUCAGCUAGCUAAAUAAAAUAAAUUCGCGUAUUAAAAAAAGAAAAAUCGGACAAGUGCGAGUUACACUCGCAUUAAAACCGAGGGUUCCGUACCCUUAAACCUACAAUUUAAGGGGUUAAAGUGUGAAGGCAUGUGGAAAAAUUCCAAUUUUGCUUAAUUUUUCCUGUAAUGUGAGCAUAAAAACACAUAGAUAGACACAUAGUCACAUAUAACGAAAAUUAUCAGUUUUUCCUUAAAAACGCUAUGAUUAUCAACUCCAAUCAUGCUCACUAUAUUUUUUUGUAAUUUAUACGUAAAAAUACAUAAAAAUGUAUAAGUUUGAAGCCCAUUAGAUAAUAUUUUCUUCGUUUUUUGAAGAAAAUUCAUGAUUUUUAUAAAAAAUUAUCAGUUUUUUCUUAAAAACUCUAUGAUAAUCAACUCUAAUCGUUCUCGCUAUAAUUUUUUUGUAAUCUACACGUAAAAAUACGUAAAAAUGUAUAAAUUUGAAUUCCUUAAGAUAAAAUUUUCUUCUUUUUUUAUUCGAAAAAUCCAUGAUUUUUUCUAAAAAUAUGAGUUUUCCUUAAAAACAAUAUGAUCAUCAACUCCAAUCGUGCUCGCUAUAUUUUUCCUGUAAUCUACACGCAAAAAUACGUAAGUAUACCAAAUAUGAACUGUCUUGGUCAAAUAGUGUGUGCGCUAGGAGGAUUAAACGCUUUUUUCAAAAUUUUUGAUUUUUCCUUGACAACGCUAUGUAAAUCGAUCCGAAU
Leptopilina boulardi is the source of this 3147-nucleotide messenger RNA. RefSeq lists its product as uncharacterized. NCBI's taxonomy places the organism in Eukaryota, Metazoa, Arthropoda, Insecta, Hymenoptera, Figitidae. The transcript is spliced from 2 exons. Gene Ontology annotation, molecular function: nucleic acid binding. The coding region runs from base 1461 to 2381 and encodes 306 amino acids. The record is from RefSeq and is a predicted model, not a curated record.